AGUAAGAAACUUUAAUUUAAUAACAGACAGGCCUGCGCACGGUUCAACGCUAGAAAAAGGAAAAGGAAAAAGAAAAAAAAGGAUGGGGAAAUCCCACGCUCGCUCAUCCUCUUCUCCUCAUUCAACUCAUCCCACAUACACCCAAGUAACGGAUUCCAUCAUGGAGGAUGCCCUACGACUGUCAGAGAUUAGGUCCCACAUAGGGUCGUUCCUCGACAAGAGUGACCUGGUACAGUGCAUGUUUGUCUGCCGCAAGUGGGCCACCGACUUCCGGCGGCUGCUCUGGCGUGAACUCGAGCUGUCUGAGUCGGAAUUCGAGACCAUGAACAAGGAUCUUCUCCACAAGUACGGCCACUUGAUUCGGACGCUUACCAUCUACGAUCCUAUGCCCCUCCUCCACGACUGGUUCGCUCCUCCCUUCUGUUGCAACUUGGUUGAGAUCAACAUCAGGCCAUCAUUGCGCCGUAAUCAAGAGCUUGUAUCUAUAUGGCUUGAAAGCAGCGUCGUAUCCGCUUCAUAUGACCAAGCUGUCACAUUCAUGUCCGUAGAUUCAGUCAGGAAGGCGUUUCAACUAAUCAAGUGCAAUCCAGGCCUCCGAAGGCUGUCAGAGCAGUGGUCCACACUUUCUCCGAUGCACACAGCCAUAUUCAAGGAAUUACUCUGUCAAGAGAAAAUGGCUCUGGAGGAGCUCAGCACCUCAUACUGGAAGAUGUCGACGACUAAGGAUCUCCAUUCUUUGAUCGACCAUGAUCCACAACUUCGGAAGCUGACACUUUUUCGACCCACCAUCGGUUAUACCUCCACCUGGAUCACUGAAGAACACAUGCCAGGAUCAACCGUAACAUUCCACAGCAGCCCAAAAUCGUUACUGCUAGAACUUGGGGACAUCAGCGAAUUCUCCAUGACAGGUGGCAGACUCAUAAUCCCUCGCAGCACCAACGUUUCAUUUGAAAUUCAUGCGCAUAACGUCACGCGGAUGUCACUAGCAGGAUUUCAGGGCCUAUUCUUGGAGCAGCAGAGGGAGCCUGAGCCAUCCUCGCUUGUCCGUCAAGUCACCGCGUGGCAUUGUUCAAAGCUGACAAAGCUGAGAUUGACCCAAGAUGAGUUCGACGCAGUCCACACAGCCACGGCCCUAUUUGUAUCCGCAGAGAGACUGAAGGAUGUGGAGAUCCAGGACUGCACGAUGUGCUCGACCGUCAUUCGUGAUUUGAUAGCGAGGCAUGCUGUCGCUUUGCAGCGCAUUAACCUUUGGGGGACCAUCGGCUUAUCAGGCUUGGAUUCACAGCUGAUUCUGACAAGCUGUCCGAAUCUUCUCCACUUCGGGGGAUCGAAUAGCCCUCUGCGAGGAUCGGAUAUGGUUAAAGAACCCUGGAUUUGCCGCCAACUUCAGACACUGAGUGUGAUCCUGGAUAUGCCGACUCUGGAGACGCACGUCAAUGACGACGCAGAUGCCGGCGAUGACAGGGAGGAUGCUAGCCAGCAUCUGGAAGCACGGGUUGCAGAGCGCCAGGUGCUCUAUAGAGCCAUUUACGAUCAAUUGGCCUCCUUGAAGCAAUUGCAGUACAUCAAGUUCGGUGGUUUCAGUCGAGGCAAAGUGCAUGCGACAGGCAUCCCAUGGAGCCUUGAUGCAGGUCUGGAUAGGCUGCGAGGAUUAUCGAAGAUGGAGACCAUUUUUGUAACCGAGUCUCUUACCGAGAUCGGCGUGGAGGAGGCGCAAUGGAUCAAGAAGCAUUGGCCCCGACUUAAGCGGAUCCGGAGAUUGGAUGACAGGUCAACUGUACGAGCAGUGGAUUCCGCGGUCCAAGAGAUCCUUGGUUCUAAUAUCGAGGUGUUCUGAACAAGCAAUCCGCAAAAAUAAAAUGAUGCGUUUUGCAUGCAACUUUGCACAAUGGUGAGGCGCUGUUGUAUACAACCAACUUCACUUUUUUCAUACAUG
Molecule: messenger RNA, 1936 nt
Organism: Gamsiella multidivaricata
Lineage: Eukaryota; Fungi; Mortierellomycota; Mortierellomycetes; Mortierellales; Mortierellaceae
Exons: 1
Coding region: 83-1837 (584 amino acids)
Molecular function (GO): protein binding
Source: RefSeq, a predicted model, not a curated record